Symbiodinium natans is the source of this 4977-nucleotide messenger RNA. The record is from the annotation of a GenBank genome assembly. Lineage: Eukaryota; Dinophyceae; Suessiales; Symbiodiniaceae.
AUGGCGCCGAAAGCUUCUGGUGGAGCGGGCAAGAGGUCUGCUCAGAAUUACGUGGCCAGUCUGUGGGCGCAAGGUCUCGACGAGGAAGCCGUCCGGCGGCGCCUCCAGGAGGAUGGCUACAAGAGUGCCCGCGUCUCGCAACUCUUGAAGGCCACACGCCCAGCCCAGCCAGCUGCCGAUCACGCGUCGAACGAGGUUUCCGACCACUCGGGUCAGGAAGCAGCCCAACCAGCCGCAGUGGCCAUGGAUGUGGACUCUGAGUCAGAUGCGGAGGAAGGUGACGACGAAGAACUUGGGGUCGUGAGUGUGGCCACCUACCUGGCAGAGGUCAAUGCUAGCAACCAGCAGGAGCGGGCGGAGUUGGACGCUGGAGAUGUCCAUCGACUGGAAGUCUUGGAGGAGGGCACGGAGUCAAACUCAAACGACGGGGGAGGCACCCUUGCAGAGGAAGCGGCAGACGAGCUCGCGCCGGCGCUGAUCGAGAUCAGCAGCAGUGACGACAGCGGCGCGCAGCCGCCCCCAACCAACGAUCCCGUCAUGAAACGGGCCGCAGCACAGAAGAAGCCGGCCAGCCGCGGCCCCUGGCCGAACGAGCGCUGCGCUGGGUACGAUGGCGCGCCGUGCCGCUUCAACCCACAGGCACCAGGACAGCCGGCCCGAGUGCACCCAGAUCGCGGGGACACAGCGUGCCCCUUCUGCGACAAAGCCAAGAUGCAGGCAGCCGGGCCAGUCACUCGGUGCAACCGUUUGACCACAGCCCUCAAGUGCUUCCUGACAAGGGACGAGUCCAUCUAUGAAGCUGCGUUGGCGAGGGUCCAGCUCUUUGUUGGGGAGGAACAGGCGCAGCAAUUUGCCACGCGGGUCCGGGCCGCCCAGCAACGAGGCGCGCGUCGCGCAGCAGGCCCAGCGCCGCCGGCUGCAACUUGGGAGCACUGCCUGAGCAAUCGCCAAUCCAUCGAGAAGAAGCUCUCAGAUAGAUGUCGGCAGGAAUACGACGCGGCCGUGCAGCGCGACCAGCGCGUGGGCGAGAUUGGGCACGUGGCCCCGAACGACACCGACCUUCCGAUGCCCUCCGACCCCACCGCACGCAAGGUGGAGGAGUGGUGCAAGAGCGGAUCCUGGCAGCAUGCCACCGUUCCGGCCAGCCAGUGCACGGCGUGCAAACACGACGAGUACGUCCCGCAGCCCGAGCACGUGCCCGCACCACUGCGCAAGCUGAAGCCCAAAGUCCUAGUUGCCCUGCGGCCUCUUGACGUGGAUACCGGGGUAGCGGAGCGGGCACAGUACGGCUACCGGGUCCACACCUGCAUGAUCACCUUCGCGUGGUCGCAGGAGAGCGUGCAGCGAAAGAUCGCGAAGCUACGCAAGCGCAGGGAUCGGCAGGCGGCGCGGGCAGCCCUCGACUUCCUGCUGACUUCCCAGGACAGCGCCUACGGGCAGUUCCUGGAGCGACAUGAAGCCUUCCUGGCCAAGCACGGCGACGAUGCUCCUGAGAAGGUGCGAAAGCGACCGCUGCGCUUCAUCGAGGAGGAGGGCUUGGAGUGCUGUCUGUGGCCCCACCUCUACUGGCGCCGGAACCUGUGCGAGACCGUGGCGCGCGCGUCCCACGAAGCUCGGCGUGAGCGUGGGCAGUCAUCGAAGCCAGCAGGGGCCCCAAUGCGCCGCGUGGCCGACAGCACUUCCGAGGACGAAGACGAGCAGGGAAGGGCAGCGGCUUCAGCAGGAACCGACGGUGCGGAAACGCAAGCAGCAGAUGACGAGGAGCAAGAAGACGCUCAGGGAGGCGAGGAGGCGGAAGACUUAGACGAGGACCCGGGCGUGCAGAUCAGCGAGACCAAGCUCGGGCGCAUCAAGCGAGGCUUCAUCCGCAAGGUCCUGUCGCCGGUGAUGGGCUACGGUGCUGAUUACGAGCUCCUGCACUUCGUGUACGACCUGAGCAUGUGGACCACCAUCGGCGCCAAGAAGAACGUCGCUUCCCGCAGCGGCGUCUCACUCCGAAUCGUGCUGAAGGGGGCGCCUUGGACCCCGCAAUACUGGCGCGUCAGGCACCAGGCCGUCAUCGACAUGCAGCGGCAAUGCGGCAAUGCCACGCUCUUCCGCACCCACGCGCCAUACGAGCGCACCUUCCCGUACCACCGGUGGGUGAUGCACGAGCAAGACGCUUUGGGCAGAGCACGCAUGGGGCUGGCCGGCGCCGAAACCCUGCAUAUGGCACACGUCCUGCUGCAGCUUGACAACGGCUACUUCCGCGGCAGCAUGGCGCGCACUGGGCGAGCGGACCGCACCUGGCAGGGCCACCUCCUCGGCCCGGAAGACGUCGCCAGCGGUUGCAGCACGGUGAAAGCCCACGUCACGCGCCUCGAGUUUCAAGACGGGAAGCGUAAGCGAGCCACCCAGAAGUACCACGGCCGGGGCACGACGCACAGCCACUCCUUGGACUUCUUGGAGAAUGUGAGGGCUAUAGGGCUGGAACGUAAGUUGUCCGCGAGCAUCCCGCCGGCAGACACGCAGCCGUUCCUGCACGGGCUCGUCCGGGACUCGCAGCAGGAUUACAAAGACUCGAAGUUGCCGGUGAGGGAGGAGGAGUCGGCCUGGGACGAGGAAGAGCAGAAGCUCCUGCUACACCAUUCGGAGGAGGACAAAGCCGCGCACGUCCGCGCGUACUUUCCGAGCGCCAUGGAGAUCACGAAGUGCCACGAGGAUGUCCAGUGGGGCGACGGCAACGGCGCCGUGUUGCGCUAUGUGGCCACGUACAACACGAAGUUCAGCAGCUCCAUGAACAACGACUGGCUGAACGACGAUGCCUCGGACUACAGCGUGGCACGGCGCGUGCUGUGCGGCCACAAGCCUCUGGAGCCCGAGAUGUGGCUCACCCUGGCCCAGGAGCGGUUUCCACAGGUGGCUUUCAGCGGCACGCUGGUGGACGUCAUGCCCCCGACACCCGAAUGCGCGGAGAAGCCAGCGUGGGUCGAAACCUACGAGGAGGCCGAGUGGAGGAGGAAGGACAUGCCGCUGAUAGAGUUCUUGCGCAAGAGCAACGCCGACGGCCACGUCAUCCACUACAUCCAAGAAGCGCACAAGCGGCGCGUCAUGGAGCAAGUCCAGGCCAAGAUGGGGGAGGACGACAGGACCUUCGCGCGGCGCCGAAAGCAGCUUUUGUCGGCAUUCCACAACCACAAGAAGGAGUGCAAGCGCCGGGGAGACCAGCCUUCCGGUCUCGCAGAAUUCCUCGAGGACGAGGCAGGCGUCGACGGCCUGACACCUCUGGAGUCGUUCGCGAACGAUUACGAGACGCGCGGCGAGAAGCUGGUGGCUGCCACCAUGCACUCUAUGCUCAAUGACAAGUACUACGGCCAGUGGCUGGCGCUCCACGUGCCCUUCCGGCGCCUCGAGCAGUUCGUCGAAGACGCUGCGGAGGUUAUGGAGCACGUGCCCCAGAAGUACCGGAACUUCGCCCUCUGCCUGCACCACGCACCCGACUUCUGGGAGAGCGAGGGAGCCAUCCGCUCUGCCAUGGAGCUUGAAGCGCACAGCCAAGCCCACAUCGACACGAUCCUCUGCAAGGUUCGCGCGCAGCGGCACCUGCUGCAGCGAUACCUCAAGGGUGAGAUCGACGUCACGGAGGUGGUGAGCGCGGAAGAAGCGGAGGAAGGCGCUGGACGGGAUGGCAGUAAGCCACCGGCGAAGCUGACGGCGUCCCAGAAGCGCCUUGCCCGAGCCAUGGAAACCCAGAUGCAGGUCGCCAUGGAAGCCAGCCAGGCCGACGACGACGAGGCGCUGGAAGACUGCGUCGCCCGUGCCGCCGCGCACAAGAUCAUCUUUGCAAGCGGACCGCCCGGCACGGGGAAGACGUUCGUGAUCCACGAGCAGAUCCGGAAAUGGAAGCAGAAGGGCGCCAGAAUCCUGUUCGCACUCCCUACAGGGCAGCUGGCCUCGGAGAUCCGCUCCAUGCAUCCAGACAUAGAUGUGGACACCAACCACGGGGCGUUUCUCCUGCACAAGCCGCCGCAGGAAGCUAUGGCCAUCCUAACGCAAUACGACCUGGCAGUGAUCGACGAGGUCUCGAUGCUCACGGAAGAGCACUUCGAGCGCGUGCUCGCCAUGUGGAAGUUCGCCGAUCAGCUCCCCUGCUGGGUCCUCGCGGGCGACUUCUGGCAGCUGCCGGUGGUGGACCAGACGGCGGAGCGGUGCGAGCUGAGCCGCGCAUGGCCCGGCCAUGUCCGCACCAUCGAAUUCCAUGAGCAGAUCCGCUGCAAGUGCCCAACGCUGCAGAAGAAGCUGAACAUCCUCCGAACCUCAGUUCCCAGCAUGAGGCAGCUGAAGAAGAUGCUCCGUGGGCACCGCGCCUGGAAGACGAACCAGCCAAGUGGGUGGGAUAUCCAGCAGCUGUUCAGGGAACACGAGGAUACCACGGUCGUCACCUGCACGCGCCGCGGCGCAGCCGCAGUCAACGAUCUCGCCUCCCAGGUCUUCUUUGAGAACCGGCACAAGGCGCCGCUGGGCAGGUUGCCUCUGGACUUCGAGGCAAAUCAGGACAACUACACCGCCAAGGGGUCGUUGAAGAAAGGGCCGCUGUCGCCUGCUGACACCGUCAUCUACGCGGGCAUGCGCGUCUUCCUUACGAAGAAUAUGUCCAAGGAGGACGACUUCGUGAAUGGCAUGGCGGCCACCGUCGUGGAUUUCGACGCGCGCAGUCGGUGCCUGGAGGUGUUGACCCGCACCAACCAGCGACUCGCGGUCCACAUGAUCUCCCACGAGCUCGACGACGGGCGCCGCGUCAGCUGCUUUCCUGUGCGCUUGGGUUAUGCCUGCACAGUGCCCAAGGUUCAGGGCAUGACUCUGCCCCACAUCACCUUCUGGGUCGAUGCCGCUGGCUGCCGCGCUGCCGCCUAUGUGGCGCUGUCCCGUGUGGAGAGGGAUUCAGAGUACCUCAUCGCCGGCAAGGUGAGCCCUGCGCACUUCGUCCCAGCACACUGA